Molecule: messenger RNA, 2628 nt
Organism: Chelonoidis abingdonii (Abingdon island giant tortoise)
Lineage: Eukaryota; Metazoa; Chordata; Testudines; Testudinidae
Product: metabotropic glutamate receptor 6-like
Biological process (GO): G protein-coupled receptor signaling pathway
Cellular component (GO): membrane
Molecular function (GO): G protein-coupled receptor activity
Source: RefSeq, a predicted model, not a curated record
AUGGGGCAGCCAUGGCCCCCCCUGCUGCUGCUGCUGUGGGGCUGUGGGGCUGGGGGUCAGCAAGGCACCCAGCCCUUCUCCAUCCGGAUCGAGGGGGACGUGACGCUGGGGGGCCUGUUCCCGGUGCACGCCCGGGGCCCGGCUGGGGUGCCGUGCGGCGAGGUGAAGAAGGAGAAGGGGAUCCACCGCAUGGAGGCCAUGCUCUACGCCCUGGACCAGAUCAACGCCGACCCCCAGCUGCUCCCCAACCUCACCCUGGGUGCCCGCAUCCUGGACACCUGCUCCCGGGACACCUACGCCCUGGAGCAGUCGCUGACCUUCGUCCAGGCCCUGAUCCAGAAGGACACGUCGGACGUGCACUGUGCUGACGGCCGGCCCCCCCUCCUCACCCGACCCGAGCGGGUCGUGGCCGUAGUCGGCGCCUCCGCCAGCUCUGUCUCCAUCAUGGUGGCCAAUGUCCUGCGGCUCUUCGCCAUCCCCCAGAUCAGCUACGCCUCCACUGCCCCCGAGCUCAGCGACAACAAUCGCUAUGACUACUUCUCCCGGGUGGUGCCACCCGACUCGUACCAGGCCCAGGCCAUGCUGGACGUGGUGAAGGCGCUGGGCUGGAACUACGUCUCCACGCUGGCCUCCGAGGGCAACUACGGCGAAAGCGGGGUGGAGGCCUUCGUCCAGAUCUCCCGCGAGGCCGGCGGCGUCUGCAUCGCUCAGUCCAUGAAGAUCCCGCGGGAGCCCAGGGCAGGCGAGUUCGACAAGCUGAUCAAGCGGCUGAUGGAGACGCCCAACGCCCGCGGCAUCAUCAUCUUCGCCAACGAGGACGACAUCAAGCGGGUGCUGGAGGCCACACGUCGCGCCAACCUGACAGGGCAUUUCCUGUGGGUCGGCUCGGACAGCUGGGGCUCCAAGAUCUCGCCCAUCCUGCGGCAGGAGGAAGUGGCCGAAGGAGCCGUCACCAUCCUGCCCAAGCGGGCGUCCAUCGAAGGCUUCGAUCAGUAUUUCACCUCGCGCUCGCUGGAGAACAAUCGCCGCAAUAUCUGGUUCGCCGAGUUCUGGGAGGACGAUUUUAAAUGUAAACUCACCCGCCCGGGGGCGCAGCCGGAGGAGGCCACUCGGAAAUGCACCGGUGAGGAGCGCAUCGGGCGGGACUCCCUAACGAGCAGGAGGGGAAGGUGCAGUUUGUGAUCCGACGCUGUCUACGCCAUGGCCCACGCCUGCACAACUGAACCUGACCUGUGCCCUGGCGCCACCGGGCUCUGUUGAGCGCACUGGCACCCCGGACGGCGCACCCUGCUGCACUACAUCCGGGUCACCUUCAACGGCAGUGCCGGGACCCCCGUCAUGUUCAAUGAGAACGGAGAUGCCCCCGGGCGCUACGACAUCUUCCAGUACCAGCUCACCAACACCACGGUGCCUGGGUACAAAGCCAUUGGGCAAUGGACCGAAUACCUGCGCCUGAACAUCGAGGAGAUGCAGUGGUCCAGGGGCCAGCAGGACAUCCCCUCGUCCGUCUGCAGCCUGCCCUGCGGGCCAGGCGAGCGGAAGAAGAUGGUGAAGGGUGUGCCCUGCUGCUGGCACUGCGAGCUCUGCGACGGGUACCAGUACCAGCUGGACGAGUUCACCUGCGAGACCUGCCCCUUCGACAUGCGCCCCAGCCCCAACCGCACGGCCUGCCGGCCCACGCCCAUCGUCAAGCUGGAGUGGAGCUCGCCCUGGGCCGUGCUGCCCGUCUGCCUGGCCAUGGCCGGCAUCCUGAGCACCACCUUUGUGGUGGUCACCUUCGUGCGCCACAACAACACGCCCAUCGUCCGGGCCUCAGGGCGGGAGCUGAGCUACGUGCUGCUGACGGGCAUCUUCCUCAUCUACGCCAUCACCUUCCUGAUGAUCGCCGAGCCGGGCGUGGUGGUGUGCGCCGCCCGGCGCCUCUUCCUGGGGCUGGGCAUGGCCCUCAGCUACUCGGCCCUGCUCACCAAGACCAACCGCAUCUACCGCAUCUUCGAGCAGGGCAAGAAGGCGGUGACGCCACCCCGGUUCAUCAGCCCCACCUCGCAGCUGGCCAUCACCUUCAGCCUGAGCGCCGUGCAGCUGGUGGGGACGCUGGCCUGGCUGGGGGCCCUGCCACCCCACAGCGUCAUCGACUACGAGGAACAGCGGGUGCCCAACCCCGAGGCGGCCCGUGGGGUGCUCAAGUGCGACAUGUCCGACCUGUCGCUCAUCUGCUGCCUGGGCUACAGCCUGCUGCUCAUGGUCACCUGCACCGUCUAUGCCAUCAAGGCCCGCGGCGUCCCCGAGACCUUCAACGAGGCCAAGCCCAUCGGCUUCACCAUGUACACCACCUGCAUCGUCUGGCUGGCCUUCGUGCCCAUCUUCUUCGGCACCGCCCAGUCCGCCGAGAAGAUCUACAUCCAAACGACGACGCUGACGGUGUCCAUGAGCCUCAGUGCCUCAGUUUCCCUGGGGAUGCUCUACGUGCCCAAGGUCUACGUCAUCAUCUUCCACCCUGAGCAGAACGUGGCCAAGCGCAAGCGGAGCUUCAAGGCGGCAGCCACAGCCGUCAGCGCCUCUACCCGCCUCUCGCAGAAGGGCAGCGAGCGCCAGAACGGGGCUGACGCGGCCCUGGCGGGCAAAUAG